This is a messenger RNA of Hevea brasiliensis (rubber tree), 3629 nucleotides long. Its product is annotated as nucleoside hydrolase 3. The transcript has 12 exons. The record is from RefSeq and is a predicted model, not a curated record. NCBI's taxonomy places the organism in Eukaryota, Viridiplantae, Streptophyta, Magnoliopsida, Malpighiales, Euphorbiaceae. The coding region runs from base 660 to 3371 and encodes 903 amino acids. Gene Ontology annotation, molecular function: hydrolase activity, hydrolyzing N-glycosyl compounds.
GUACACUUCAAAUUAAUUUUAGAUCAAAUUUUAAUUUUAUUAUUGUUAAUUCAAUGAUUAGGGGAACAAUUAUUCUCUUCUAUUGAUCAAUUCUUUUUCAAUUUAAACGCAAGUCAUUCAUACCUGAAAUCCGCACUUACAGCAUAUCCGCUUAUUUGCUUGAAUUUGCAGCCAUUGAUUUGUGGAAAACUCAGAUUCUACAUUACAUUUCUGCCCAAUCCUGAUUUGGAAAUUAAUAACAAAAAAGAGCAAAGUAGGAAUAGAAUCAAUUACCAGUAGCCUCAGAUGGUGUACCAAGAGUAAUAUAACUAAAAAUUGACCAGGCCAGCCCCAUGAAAAUUCAUCACUUUUUCAAAUUAAAUCAUUUUUCUUGUUAUAAGAUAAUAAUACCCUUAUCUUCUUCUUGGGAUUUCGUAUUCCAAGAAUCUAUUCCAGUACUGGUAAUGAACAUAUAAUUGCUUCUCCUUUGUCUCUUCUCUUUGAUUGCUGCCAUGCCAUAUUUAUUGUAAUCCUUCACAUGUGAACCAUUUUAUAUCUUAAAUAUUUUCAACUCCAGCUACCUAGUCUUAGUCUUCUCUUGUAUCCUUCUGAGCUGUUUCUUAUUUCCCUUCCUUUUACUCUAUGCUUUUUUUGCUCUUCUUUUUUUCUUCAAGACUCAUAUGGAUGAAACAGUUUGCAGGUUUGCAGCGAAUAUAUUCUUGAAGUUUGUGAUUGGAAUACAGAAAAUGUUAUUGCAGAGGACUUUCUGGGUGGUUUUUGUAUUGAUCACUGGACUUGCUGCUGCUAAUUUGCAUACUGUGGAGGGUAGGCCACAUCGGAUUCUCCUGGAUACAGAUGUAGAUACCGAUGAUUUCUUUGCUCUUUUGUACAUCUUGAAGCUUAACAGAUCAGAAUUUGACUUGGAGGCAAUUACUAUCAAUGCAAAUGCAUGGACUGAUGCAGGGCAUGCUGUGAACCAAAUCUACGACAUUCUUUACAUGAUGGACCGCGACGAUAUACCGGUUGGAGUGGGAGGUGAGGGUGGAAUACUAGAAGAUGGUACUAUACUUCCAAAUGUUGGUGGAUAUCUUCCUAUAAUUGAACAGGGAAAUUCAACAGCAGGAGGUUGUAGAUACAGACAAGCUAUUCCUUUAGGUCUUGGAGGAAGGCUAGAUAUUGAUACCAAUUAUGGCCUAAGGAAAGCUUUCCUACCACAGGGUAGAAGGAAAUAUUCUCCUCUUCGACAACCUACUGCCCAGCAAGUGCUGAUGGACAAAAUAUCUGCAGGCCCUAUUACUGUGUUCAUAAUAGGAGCUCAUACAAAUUUUGCCAUUUUCCUUAUGAACAAUCCACAACUAAAGAAGAAUGUUAAGCAUAUAUAUAUAAUGGGAGGUGGUGUGAGGUCUCGAAACCCAACUGGUUGUUGCGCAAAAAAUUCCAGUUCAUCUUGCCAGCCAAGACAGUGCGGUGACCGCGGAAAUCUGUUCACAGACUACACUAGCAAUCCUUAUGCUGAGUUUAAUAUCUUUGGAGAUCCUUUUGCUGCAUACCAGGUGAUCCAUUCUGGAAUACCAGUCACCCUGGUGCCCCUGGAUGCAACAAAUACAAUUCCUAUAAAUGAAGAUUUCUUUGAGACAUUUGAGAACAGCCAGCAUACAUACGAGGCACAAUAUUGCUUCCAGUCCUUGAAAAUGGCUCGUGACACUUGGUUUGAUGACCAAUUUUAUACGAGCUAUUUCAUGUGGGAUUCAUUUACAUCUGGUGUAGCAGUUUCUAUCAUGAGUAAUUUGCAUAACCAAAAUGGAGAAAAUGAGUUUGCUGAAAUGGAAUAUAUGAACAUAACCGUAGUUACUUCAAAUGAACCUUAUGGGAUAUAUGAUGGUUCAAAUCCAUUCUUCGAUGGCCGUAAAGUUCCAGUGUUUAAUCUAAAGAAAGGUGGAGUUCACAGUGGUCAUGUUCAGACAGGCCUCCGAGAUCCAUUCUGCGUUGUGCAGAAUGGGAAGGGAAGAUGCCAGGAUGGCUAUACAAAGGAGGUAACAGGUUCGCAGGGGGUACGCGUUCUCGUUGCUACGAGAGCAAAACGCAACCCAGACACUAGUAGUAAACUUGACAGAGCAUAUUUCAAGAGUUUCUUGGAUGUUCUAAAUCACCCUCAAAAAACUGGGAGGUUCAAUUUUACAACACAAUUUCCUUUUUACAAAGAAGUUCAUUACAAACCAGAUUUUAGAAGCAAGAAACUGGGAAAACCAGUUGUCUUCGACAUGGAUAUGAGUGCUGGAGAUUUUCUUGCUCUAUUCUACCUUCUUAAAUUACCUGUAGAAGUGAUCAACCUCAAGGCUAUUAUUGUGAGUCCAACCGGCUGGGCGAAUGCUGCAACUAUCGAUGUAGUUUAUGAUUUACUGCAUAUGAUGGGUCGUGAUGAUAUUCCAGUUGGUCUUGGAGAUGUAUUUGCAAUCAACCAAUCUGAUUCAAUUUUCUCUGCUGUUGGAGACUGCAAGUAUGUUAAGGCCAUCCCACAUGGAAGUGGUGGAUUUUUGGAUUCAGACACCCUAUAUGGGCUUGCUCGAAAUCUGCCACGAAGCCCCAGAAGGUAUACUGCAGAAAACUCUGCAAAAUUUGGAGCUCCUCGCGACACAGAUCACCCUGAACUUAGACAGCCUCUAGCACUCGAAAUUUGGGAUUCCGUAGUGCAAAAAUUGGAACCAGGAUCUAAGAUUAGCAUAUUAACCAAUGGACCAUUGACUAAUUUAGCAAAGAUUAUCCUGUCAAGGAAAAAUUCAAGCUCUGUGAUUCAGGAUGUGUCUGUUGUUGGAGGACACAUUAGCCAUAGCAAUUUGGACGAGGGAAAUGUCUUGACAAUCCAUUCUAAUGAAUAUACAGAAAUGAACAUUUAUCUUGACCCCUUGGCAGCAAAGAUAGUUUUUGAGUCAUCCCUGGACAUUACACUCAUUCCACUCGACGCCCAACGCAAAACAAGUUCAUUCUCCAAGAUCCUACAAAAGCUGCGAAAGACGAACAGGACCCCUGAGGCAUUGUUUGCCCUCCGUUUGCUGUCAAGGCUUUACCGGUUGCAACAAACUCACCACAGAUACCAUCACAUGGAUACAUUCUUGGGGGAAAUUCUUGGUGCAGUGGUCUUGGCUGGGGAUCCUUUGCUGAAUCCUAUCUUGCAAAUCAAGCCCAUUAAGGUCCUAGCUGAAGGUGUUGAAUCCAAAGAUGGACAAAUUGUGGUGGAUGAAAAACAAGGAAAAUUGGUGAAAAUAUUGGAAAGUGUAGACCCUGUAGUAUAUUAUGAUGUUUUUACAAUGCAAUUGGGAGUUAAGAACCAAUCCGCUGUCGUAGGAAGCUUCGAGGAGCAAAGGAGAAUGUGGAGUUCACAACCAAAUUCUUGAAAUCAUAGUAAUGGAUUGGACUAAUUAUUCUUAUAGCAGAAAGUUACUCGAUUUCCUGGUAAGAUACAGAAGUUUCAUUCUUAUCACUAGAAAAAGAAAUAGCUUAGGAAACAUGAAGACAUACCAUUGAAAAGUUACUUCUUUGAUUCUCUUGUUGGAAUUAAAUUGUCUGCAAUCCCACAGUUCAAGUUAGAAAUGUACGACCUGUAAACACUACAAAAAUAUGAAGAUGUUCAUGACUGGCUUUGAUUUUUAUUA